Messenger RNA from Zymoseptoria tritici IPO323, 789 nucleotides. RefSeq lists its product as uncharacterized. Gene Ontology annotation, cellular component: mitochondrion. Lineage: Eukaryota; Fungi; Ascomycota; Dothideomycetes; Mycosphaerellales; Mycosphaerellaceae. The transcript has 4 exons. Bases 19 to 471 code for a protein of 150 amino acids. Gene Ontology annotation, molecular function: oxidoreductase activity. The record is from RefSeq and is a predicted model, not a curated record.
AUACGAACGACGAACAUCAUGAGCUUCUUCAAGAAUCUUUUCAAAGAGGCGGGCGUGAAGGAUGUCAUCACUCUUUUCCACAGCGCCAAAAGCCCUCAAUCGACUCGAGUCUUCACCCUCCUCAAGCAGACGCACGCCACCGCUGCCUCGACCGCGACUCAAGACCAAGCGAGCGACCACUCGACCCAGAGCAAACUUGGACGAACGGACUUUGAGCUAGAAAUCCAAGAGGAGCCGCCAACAGAGGACCAAGUGAACAGCAUCUUGGAGUUCCUCGGACCCUCAAGCGCAGGUACUGUCAUCCGCGAUGCGACGGGCACCACGGAUGCGAUGCGGAAAUUCAGACAAGAUCAAAGCGCCUUCCAACGGCCAAUCACGGUUGAUUGGAACAACGGCAGAGCAGUUGUCGGUGAGAAUGAAAGUGAGAUUCUGAAGCUGGUGAAGACCUUGCCCAAGGAGGCGGAGAAGUAGGGUGCAGUGUUGAGGUAGGAUUUGUGAUGGCUGUACAGUACAGGUGGGAAGGUGGUUUAGCAUGUGACACUCCGCUCUGAAGUCAGCGAGGUGAUAUGGAGCUGCAAAAGGACACGGUCCCAGCAGCAUUUGAGUGAGUGGCAGACAACGGCAUUGUAGUGACCCUAUCUCGGGUAAGCACAUGCCAAACAGAGAUGAGCAUUGAGCAUCUGGAAGCUCGUGGCAAGGUGGCAUAUGGUUUCAGCUGCGCGCGAGAGACCUGUCUAUCAUAUGCAUUGUCAAAGACGGACUCGAUCGUUCAAUCACUGUAAGCACUCG